Messenger RNA from Gadus chalcogrammus (walleye pollock), 3152 nucleotides. RefSeq names its product SH3 domain containing GRB2 like 2a, endophilin A1 (gene sh3gl2a). The transcript has 12 exons. Gene Ontology annotation, cellular component: presynapse; glutamatergic synapse; cytoplasm. Gene Ontology annotation, biological process: synaptic vesicle uncoating. The record is from RefSeq and is a predicted model, not a curated record. NCBI's taxonomy places the organism in Eukaryota, Metazoa, Chordata, Actinopteri, Gadiformes, Gadidae. Gene Ontology annotation, molecular function: protein binding. Bases 187 to 1275 code for a protein of 362 amino acids.
GCUUUGCUCAACCCCCCCUCCCUCCGCUGCCAAGAGAGAUUCCUUUGGUUAGAAGAACGGCGCAGAGAGAUCGAGGGGCUCGUCGAUUUUGCAAGGAAAACCAUCGCAAGUGGGACCCGAGUUUACCUGUCGCGAUCUGCAGCAUCAGUCCACGUACACCCCGGCUAAAACCACCGUGUAGAAGUCAUGUCUGUAGCGGGACUGAAGAAGCAAUUCCACAAAGCCACUCAGCGAGUGAGCGAAAAGGUCGGGGGCGCAGAAGGCACCAAACUCGACUAUGACUUCACCGAGAUGGAAAAGAAGGUGGAUACCACGGCCAGGGCUGUGAUGGACAUUAUGACCAAGACCAAUGAGUACCUCCAGCCAAACCCAGCCACCAGGGCCAAGAUGAGCAUGAUUAACUCCAUGUCCAGGAUGAGGGGCCAGGAGAAGGGCCCCGGCUACACCCAGGCUGAGACCGUCCUGGGGGACUCCAUGCAGAAGUUUGGCAGGGAGCUGGGGGAGGAGUCUAACUUUGGCCUGGCUCUGAUCGAUGCCGGGGAGGCCAUGCGAGAGCUUGGGGAGGUGAAGGACGCUCUGGACAUCGAGGUGAAGCAGAACUUCAUCGACCCCCUGCAGAACCUCCAUGAUAAGGACCUGAAGGAGGUCCAGCACCAUCUUAAGAAGCUGGAGGGCCGUCGCCUGGACUUCGACUACAAGAAGAAGCGCCAGGGCAAGGUGUGCGAGGACGAGAUCAAGCAGGCCCUGGAGAAGUUCGACGACUCCAAGGAGAUUGCAGAGCAGAGCAUGUUCAACAUACUGGAGGGGGACCAAAUCGAGCAAGUGAGCCAGCUGGCCGCCCUGGUCCAGGCCCAGGUGGAGUACCACAGCCGGGCCACAGAGAUCCUGACUCAGGUGUCCACCAAGAUCGAGGAGAGAAUAAGGGAUGCGUCCAGCAAACCCAGGAAAGAGUUUGUUGCUAAGCCCCGCACCUCCCUGGACUUCACCUUCAGCGAGAAUCACAAUGGAGGCAUCGUCAGUGGCGCAGCCCGCUCCCCAGGAGCCAGAUCUCCAGCAAGGUCCCCAGCAAGAUCUCCAGCUCCCAUGGACCAGCCGUGCUGCCGGGCGCUGUACGACUUUGACCCGGAGAACGAGGGCGAGCUAGGCUUCAAGGAGGGGGACAUCAUCACCCUCACCAACAAGAUUGACGACAACUGGUACGAGGGCAUGCUGCAGGGCAACUCGGGCUUCUUCCCCGUCAACUACGUGGAUAUCCUGGUGGCGCUCCCCCACUAGGACCCCCCGGCACGACGGCGGCCACGGCAGCCAUGUUUUACGGUGGCUAAAAAAAAUUAAAUAAAAGGUAAUCCUGGCCUGUAAUUCCCUCCUAAAUAACCCCAAACCACCAUCCUCCCACAUCCCACAGCCCCGUUUUCUUUCUCCUAGUUAUCCGUACAUGACCCAUACUCAAAACAAGAGAAGGAGGGGGGAAUACAUGGAGAUGUAAUGUUGGAAGGAUGGAAGUUUGGCAGAUCGACUGGGGUGGCAAACCACCUGUAUGGAAUCUGGAGGAAAAUGUUCGGAAAAAUGCAACACGUAAAAUAAUAAGCGUUUGGUUUGGGUGAUCUUCAUUUUUCAACAGAUCAAAUCCUUGUCUUGAUUUUUGUCUGAAUUUUAUGAUGCUGUUGUCAGGUGAUUUUGUUGACAGGCCAUGUUUCAGAUGCACUGUUUUACUCUGGUUCACUGUACAUUGUGGAAGGCUUUAGUACAUCUUAAGCACCGUUUCUCUUGUUCUCACGUAGUCGUACAGGUGAAUUCUGAUACAUUUAUUUAGGUUUCUAAGGCUUUAGUCUCUAGGUUAUCAAACUGUGACAUGUUUUACCUGAAUCGGAGUGUAGUUGGGCAGACCUGUUGUUGUUCCUUCAUAUUUCUCUUGAGCGGUAAAUCCUUUGCUAGCAUAUUCAUUUUAGCGUGUACACUAGAACAGGUCCAUUCAAUGCAAUCAAAGGGUUUCAAGGGUCUUUUUGUGUGUGCAUUUUAAUCCUCAGAGUUGGACACACAAAGUCAUAUACAACAAAACAACAACAACAAAAAUUAGCUGAGAAUAUGUUUCUGUAAAGAACUUACAUGACAUGUGAAUGGAUGUGGAGGAGAGUCAACCCACUGCAACCAAUCGGCUAACCUAAAUCAGAAUAACAUUUUUAAGAUUAUGUAUACAAAGGAAGAAAAAAUGAAAUAAAACAAUAUUAAGUGUCACACUACUUAUGUAUUUGAGCCAGUAACCAACAAAGUAACGAUUAUUAAACUGAAAAAGUACAUCGUAACUGUUUUGAAGUGGCGUACGAGAGCAAAAUCGGUGUUUCCUUAAUAAAAAACAAAUCUCAAUCCUCCAAUAUGUAUUAACAACUUGAACGUGGACAUAUUUGUGAACAUGGUUGAUGUGUUUAUGUGCAAAGACUUGCUGUUAAAUCGGGUCGUUUUUUUCCUCUUCUAUACAGCAGGUGGUUUUCUUUUGGUUGUAACAUAAUCCCUGAUAGUCUUUUAGUGUUGGGUAGUAAAACUGUCUAUAUGCCAUAAAUACAAACGCUAAAACCUGAAGUAUUGUAGGUCAAACACUGGUCUGGGGGACUUCAUUUUUCACCAACGGUUAAAUUAGCAAAGAAAGUUGACUUCCUUUUGUUUUGUUUUGUUUUCCUUAAAAUGAGCAAUAGUGAUCAAGUAUAAAUUACAGAUCUACGCACUCGGCCGAAACUCACCAAAUAACCAGACGCAUAACACAGGUUCACAUUUCCCACACACAAUGACAACAGCUCGUCGGGUCUAUUGUAAGAUAGCAGACAAACAUUAUUACAAUAUUUAUAUUAUUGUCCUCUGUAGAUCCAUGUGCCAGUUUGGUGCACGCUCUUCAGGACCCAAAGACAUCUCCACUCCUGUGCGUUUGAUGCAUUAAGCUUCUGAGAAAAAUAUCUCCACAAAGCGUGUGUAUAUGUGUGAGUGCAUGCGUAUGGGUGUCUUCGUUUGAGAGAGAGAAUGUGUGCGUUUCUGUAUGUGUGUGUGUGUGUUUGUGUGAGAGAGAGAAUAUGUGUGUGCGUAUGUGCGUGUGUGUAAGUAUGUGUUUGUGUGAGAAAGGGAAUGCAUGGGUUUGUGUGUGCGUGUGUGUAUGUGUGUUAGAG